Messenger RNA from Orbicella faveolata, 2325 nucleotides. RefSeq names its product traB domain-containing protein-like. The record is from RefSeq and is a predicted model, not a curated record. NCBI's taxonomy places the organism in Eukaryota, Metazoa, Cnidaria, Anthozoa, Scleractinia, Merulinidae.
UUUUAGUAUUUUAUUUGAACAAACAUUUCAGAUGAAAAGCCAGAAGUAAAUGAACAGGGAGAUAAAGAGGAUGGCAGCGAUGAUCUUGAUUUCGAGGAUGCAAGGGAAGGAAAUGAUGAUGUUGAUGAAAAUGCUGAUAAUGAAGUUGAUGACGAUGAACAACUUAUGGUGAUAGAAACACCAGAGGGACUGACACUUGUAGAGCCUGCAGAAAACUCAUCUUUUUAUAUUGUGCAAGAACAUGAAGGACAGGAAACUCCACCAGGAAUGCCUUCAGAGCCUGAAAUUCCCCAAGAUGUCAGUAUUUCUGAAGAACUUCUGAUGAAUAUCCAGCGAUUAAGAAGAAGCUCUUGUCCAGAGUUGCCUGACACAGUGACCAAACUAGAGACUCCAGAGGGAUGUAAAGUGUAUGUUGUUGGUACUGCACACUUCAGUAAGGAAAGCCAGGAUGAUGUGGCAAAGACUAUUCAGGCUGUUCAACCUGAUGUUGUGUUAGUUGAACUGUGCAAAAGUCGAGUGGACAUUCUCAAAUAUGAUGAGGAAUUUUUACUAAGGGAGGCUAAGAAUAUUGACAUGCAAAAACUAAAACUUGCAAUUAAACAAAGCGGAGUUAUAGGUGGCAUAAUGAACGUGCUUUUACUAAGUAUGUCAGCACACAUAACCAAGCAACUUGGAAUGGCUCCAGGUGGCGAGUUUAGAGCUGCUUACAGAGAGGCUAGGAAAAUACCUGGUUGCCAGAUUCAUUUAGGAGAUCGACCAAUUCAGGUUACACUUUCCAGAGCAAUGGGUGCCUUGAGUAUUUGGCAAAAAAUGAAAUUAGCUUGGCAUCUCAUUACAACUAAAGAUCCCAUAAGCCCAGAGGAUGUAGAGAGAUGUAAACAAAAGGAUCUUUUAGCUGAAAUGUUGGCAGAAAUGACAGGAGAUUUUCCCACAUUGUAUAAAGUUUUUGUGUUGGAAAGAGAUCAAUACCUGGCGAGGUCACUGAGAUUAUCUGCCAGACCUAUUGAAAUUCACAACCCUGAUGGAGUACCCCAAGGAGUUGUCCCUAGCGUUGUGGUAGGUGUUGUUGGAAUAGGACAUGUGGAAGGGAUUACAGAAUACUGGGAUAAGGAGACUGAUGUUAAAGAACUUCUUAGAAUUCCGGAAGCAAGCAAAGCAAGCAGGCUUAUACGUUUUUCAUUAAAGGCUUUUUUAGGAAUCUUUUUAGCCUGGGGAUGUUAUAAGCUUGGAAAGUACACGCGUAUAGCCUCGUAUAUUCCGUACUUAAACUGAAUAACAACUAAAAGUGUUGUGAAAUUGGAUUUGCUAGGAUGUAAUAUACCAAGAUUACUUAAUAUUUAAUUGUAUUUAUUCUUUUCCUCCACAAAAAAGAAUAAUUUUAAAAUGAAAGUUACGUAAGAAAUUUUUGGUUCCAGUUGUUGGAUUGCCGUUUUGAACUAAUCCAGAAAUAGCUGUAUAUAUGAAUUAUAUCUUGAUGAAAGUUUAGGCUAGGAGUUCAAAAACAAUGAGAUUAUGUAUUGCCUCAAGUCGUGAGCCUUACAGACGUCUUAGUUCAUGUAUAAUCUCAGAUUAGUCUUACCUGGCGAACAGCAACUGGACGACGAUGCCUUGAUUGGGACUGUCAUCUCUCAAGGGCUUUUGACAAAGCUAAAGUACCUUUUGACAAGUAAAGAAAAGUCUUUGACCUGCCCUUUACUGUAUGGAAAGAAAUUUUCACACCACUUUUAAAAGUUUAAACAAGGUGAACUUUAAUGGGUGAUUUUAUUGCUAACUUGUGUUUUAAAUAAAAUUUUAGGCACUUUUUGUUUUCGUUUGAUUGGAAUUUUCCGUCAUUGCUAUUUUUUUAGAGCAGAUGACCAGUAGAUUUUGGCGUAACGUACGUUAAGUGUCUUUUUCCAUUUGAAAUUACUUUAUUGAUCAAAGUAUCCAAACAUGGAAUAUAAGGCAACUGAGAAGAACUUAGAGUAAUCUGUCACUGUGAACCAUUAGUUAUUUUGAUGUUGUUGUUUGGGGUAAACGUAAGAUGUUGUAUAGCUGUUAUUGCAGUUAUCAUUGGUGUGACAUUCAAACGAGGCAAUAGGGUAAAUGCGGUGAAUUCUGCUUUUUAUUGACGUGUUAUAUUCGCCUCGUUUGUGUGUCCUUUGAAAAAAGUAACAUAUGACUACAGAUUCAACUGCAAUUAAAGCUUUUUUUCGAAUGGAAAAAAACUUUUAUAUUAUGUAAGAAGUUCAGCAAUUGCCCGGGGCACCAAUCAACUAUUCAUUCGUUCUUGUUGAUGCCAGUGGCCAAUGUGUGUUAGAAUGUGAUAAAGGUGCUCUGACAAUA